GGGUGGGUCACCGGUCGGUCGGGUUGAACCCGCCCAACUUUCAUCCCUACUUCACACGAACAAAAGAAGACACCUCUGGCUCUCCAUUUCUGCAACUACAAUCGCAAGAUGGUUUUAUCCAACAAGAAGCUCAAGCAAAAGCUCAGAGCCGCUGUGGUCGAGUCUCUUACAGCAUCAGAAGCACCCAAAGAUGCACAUCUGCAGCCUCAGACCCUCAAACAGCUCCUGGACUCUGCAACCCAAAAGCCCAGAUUCUCAAAGAGAGAGAUUAGAAGGAAGAAGCAUCCGUCUUUGGGGGAUUCGAAGCCUGUUGAAGGAAGUAAGGAUGCCCAGAAAGAGAAUAAGGAGGUUGGUUUGAAUGAGAAGAAGGAGAAGAAGAAGAAGAGGAAGAGGAUGGAGGGUGGAGAUGAAUCAACCGUGGAGAGAGGGGAUGGAGGUGACAGGCUAGCGGUAGAGAAGAAACCGGAGAAGGAGAAAAAGGGGAAAAAGAAAGAGAAGAAGAAAAAGAAGAAUAAGAAUAAGAAGGCGAUUGACAAUGGCGGUGGAGAAAGUAAGGAAGGGGCGACGGAUUCGUCGAUUAUCGAUGCAAGGUAUAUAGAUUCAAAGUUUAUUGGUUGUCAUACUCAUUGUCAAGAAAAUGGGAAUGUUGCUACGAAGGUCUAUGUAGGUGGGAUUCCCUAUUACUCGACUGAGGACGAUAUACGAAGCUUCUUCGAGAGUUGUGGCAGCAUAACCGAAGUCGAUUGCAUGACGUUUCCAGAGAGUGGGAAGUUCAGGGGAAUUGCUAUGAUUAAUUUCAAGACUGAAGCUGCAGCUAAAAGAGCUUUAGCUCUUGACGGUGCUGACAUGGGUGGGUUGUUUCUAAAGAUACAACCAUACAAGGCCACCCGGUCCCACAAGCCAUCAUCAGAUUUCUCGCCUGAGAUCGUGGAUGGAUACAACAGAAUCUACGUGGGGAAUUUAUCCUGGGAUAUAACUGAGGAUGAUUUGGGACAGCUUUUCUCCGAUUGCAACAUAUCAUCCAUCCGUUUCGGCGAAGACAAAACAACUGGCGAGUUCCGGGGCUACGCCCACGUGGAUUUCUCUGACAGUCCCUCUCUGACCAUAGCCUUAACAUUAGACCAGAAGUUGGUAUGUGGACGGCCAGUGAGGAUUAGGUGUGCUGUCCCCAAGAAGGAAACUGGGACCCGGUUAAGGUCAGAGUCAUUUGGUGAGAAUAAGAAGGCGGAGGAUGGGGUGAGCACUGGCAGUGCCAAGAAAAAGAGGCGGACAUGCUACGAGUGUGGUGUUGCGGGCCAUUUGUCGUCGUCGUGUCCUCAAAAGCAGGCUGUCAAGGUGGAGAACUCAGGUGGCGGAAGUUGAAUGCAGAAACAAUCCGGUAUGGAAUUUCAUUUAUCUUUUCACAUUCUUAUUAUUCUUUAGAAUUGUGAAACUUUUUGUUCUGAGCUUGUAACUUUCGCGGUCCAUGAAAUUACCAAAAUCCCCCAAUUUUGAUCUUUCUUAAAUAGUAAAUGGCUUAAUGCAAUGGGGGUUUUUGGUAAUUUUUGAAAUGGAAGCGAGCCAGUAGGCCCUUGUGGUGGAUUCAGCCAGCAGCGGAGGUAGGCAGUAGUUUGUGCAAUGUUCGUAUGACUCGGCGGGUUUCUACAUAGUUCAAGCUGAGUUACAACGGAACUCAGUUCAAGCUGUAAAAGAAUGAGGUGGGCCCUUUGUAACCUCUCUUCUUAGUGUGUCAGAGCUGAUUCACUGUUCUUGGAUGCAAGCCUUUUUCCAUUUCUCAUUUCAUUUGCAGAGAUUGGCAUCUAUCUAUUAGUUGUUGCACCCCAUCUUUUCGGAAACCGAAGACAUGUUUAUAUGCACCAUGUAUUCAAAAUCUGAACCAUUCAUCAAACUUAACAUCAUAGAAAGCCCUUUCUGCUGAAA
Molecule: messenger RNA, 1920 nt
Organism: Magnolia sinica
Lineage: Eukaryota; Viridiplantae; Streptophyta; Magnoliopsida; Magnoliales; Magnoliaceae
Product: phragmoplastin interacting protein 1
Exons: 5
Coding region: 109-1362 (417 amino acids)
Molecular function (GO): zinc ion binding; RNA binding
Source: RefSeq, a predicted model, not a curated record